GCGGGCGUGGGGACACGUGCGGCGGGAGCGACGGCGGGUCAGCGGGGCUGAGCCGGCCCGGCCCCGCCAUGGACCUGCUGCCCCGGAGCCCCGGGGAGUUCGGCUCCGCCCGGUACUGGGACCGGUUCUUCCGGCAGCGCGGGCAGCGGCCCUUCGAGUGGUACGGGGCCUUCCCGGAGCUCUGCCCCGUCCUGCACAAGUACGUUCGGCCCCGCGACAAGGUUCUGGUGGUGGGCUGCGGGAACUCUGAGCUGAGCGAGCAGAUGUACGACGUGGGGAUGUGUGAGGACAUCGUGAACAUCGACGUCAGUGACGCCGUGAUCCGUCAGAUGCAAGAGCGGAGCAGGAGCAAGAGGCCGAAGAUGAGCUACCUGCUCAUGGACAUGCUUCAGAUGGACUUCCCUGAUGCCCACUUCCAGGUGGUCCUGGACAAAGGCACGCUGGAUGCCAUCCUCACCGACGAAGAGGAGGCCACUCUGGCCAAGGUGGACAAGAUGUUUGCCGAGAUCAGCCGGGUCCUGCAAGUGGGUGGGCGCUACCUUUGCGUCUCCUUGGCUCAAGCCCAUGUGCUGAAGAAAGCGGUGGAAUACUUCUCCCAGGAAGGCUGGGUCGUGCGUGUCCAUCAGGUGGCUGGCAGCAGGGACAAGCAGCAGUUUGUUCUGCCGGUCUUCAUCUACGUCAUGACAAAGUUCAGGAAGAUUCCCGGCUCUGCACCACAGAUCCUGGAGAUCUGCCCCGAGGAGCAGGACAAGCCGAUGCGGGUGGAGAGCACGGAGUGGCUGGUGGCAGCGGUGAAGGACAGGCAGCAUUAUGCCCUGCUCUGCAGCCAGCUGAGCAAACCCCCCUGUGGGGAGCAGGUUUCCCUGGAUCUGUGCGACAAAGAGAGUGGGAGGCCUCGCUACACACUGCAUGUGGUUGACAGCCCCUCAGUGAAACCUUCCCGGGACAAUCACUUCGCCAUCUUCAUCAUCCCGCAGGGCAGAGAAACCGAGUGGCUCUUUGGGACGGAGGAAGGGCGGAGGCAGCUGGCCACGAGCGCAGGCUUCAGGCGCCUGGUCACUGUGGCCCUGCACAGGGAGCAGCACUACGAGGGCAUGGCUGGCAUCCAGGCGGAGCUGUCGGGGAAGGUGAUGGAGCUGGCCCCGCCGGGUCUCCCUGCCCGGCAGCAGGUGCCCUUCGUGUCCGUGGGAGGGGACAUUGGGGUGCGGACAGUGCGGCACCGUGACACCAGCACCCUGAGCGGGGAGUAUGUCAUCGAGGAUGUGAAGGGGGAUGGCACCUGCUACUUCCGACGCCUCAUCUUCCUCCGCAACAGGAAUGUGGUGCAAUCGGAGGCUCGGCUCCUGGCCCCCAUGCCUCUCCCAGGCCAGAAGAAACGGAGGAAGGACAAGAAGAAACCCAGCCCCACUGAGCCACCCGCAGCCAUCGACAAGAGCUACCUGUGCUGUGAGCACCACAAGGCCAUGGUUGCAGGGCUCUGCCUGCUGGGAGGCCCCGAUCCCCUCCCAGGAACCCUGCUGGCGGUGCUGGUGGUGGGGCUUGGUGGGGGCAGCCUGCCCCUCUUCAUCCACGACUACUUCUCACAGGCCCACGUGGCUGUGGUGGAGAUUGACCCCUCCAUGCUGGAGGUGGCCACGCGCUGGUUUGGCUUCUCCCAGGACGACCGGAUGCAGGUGCAUGUCUCCGAUGGCCUGGACUACGUGGCCAAGCUGGCAGCUGAAGCCCCAGCCCAGUAUGACGCCAUCAUGUUCGAUGUGGACAGCAAAGACCUCACAGUGGGGAUGAGCUGCCCUCCCCCAGCCUUCGUGGAAAAGCCUUUUCUGCAGAAAGUUAAAACCACCCUUAAGCCAGAAGGAGUCUUCGUGCUCAACUUGGUGUGCCGCGACGCCCGGCUGAAGGAGUCUGUCCUAGCCACCCUCAGGGAGGUCUUCCCGCUGCUCUAUGCACGCCGCAUCGAAGAGGAGAUCAAUGAGAUCCUAUUCUGCCAGCCCAGCCCUGAGGGCCGGCGGGACCCCACAGAGCUGGAGGCACGCGCCCAGGCACUGGAGGGUGCCCUGCGGCAGCCUGGGCGCCCCUGGGACAGCUCGUACGUGCUGGCAGACAUGCUGCAGGCUAUCAAGAUCCUCUGAGAGGGGCCUUGAUGCUGCUUGAACAAGAGAGGUGUCCCUGCGUGGGUGCUGCGGCCCUGCAGUGGAGGGAUGCCUGUGGCUGGGAUUGCCACUCGUGGGGGGCUGGUGGUGGCUUGAGUCUGCCUGAAGGAUGGGACUGGUGCAGAGAGGUGCUCCCUGCAGCGUGGCUCCCCGGGAAGUGGUCCGGGACAGUGGGAGGCUGUGCAGCAAGGGGAGGAAGGUGCUGUGGGUCUGGCAGGGCUGUGGGUUUGGGUCUGUCCCCGUUGCUUUCCCAUUGGGGGAAAAACAUCCCUCUGACUGUGCCCUUCCCUUCCAUCGUGGAUGGCUCCUUCCUGCCGAUGCUGCCUCUCCCUGCAUCUACGGUAUUCUUGGUCACUGGUAUCUGUGCAGAGCCCCAGCCCUGCCCCAAGCCUGGUUGUGGAUGUGUUCGGGUGGGCUGAGAGCUGUGAAAAUAAAAGUGCUCAGGACUGCUCUGAG
This is a messenger RNA of Harpia harpyja (harpy eagle), 2606 nucleotides long. RefSeq names its product methyltransferase 13, eEF1A lysine and N-terminal methyltransferase (gene METTL13). The transcript is spliced from 8 exons. NCBI's taxonomy places the organism in Eukaryota, Metazoa, Chordata, Aves, Accipitriformes, Accipitridae. The coding region runs from base 69 to 2129 and encodes 686 amino acids. The record is from RefSeq and is a predicted model, not a curated record.